Suncus etruscus (white-toothed pygmy shrew) is the source of this 1821-nucleotide messenger RNA. RefSeq names its product interleukin 1 receptor like 2 (gene IL36R). Bases 64 to 1821 code for a protein of 585 amino acids. Gene Ontology annotation, molecular function: interleukin-1, type I, activating receptor activity. The record is from RefSeq and is a predicted model, not a curated record. The transcript has 11 exons. Gene Ontology annotation, biological process: signal transduction; regulation of inflammatory response. Lineage: Eukaryota; Metazoa; Chordata; Mammalia; Eulipotyphla; Soricidae.
UCCCUGAGUCCCGCCCUGGCCUGGCCUGGACUGCCAGGACGACGGCCACACCCGACUCCAGGAAUGCCAAGUCUCCCGCCCAGGGAUCCAUGCAGGAGCGCGGGAAUGUUGUCCGUGCAGCUCUGCAGCUUGUUCAUCGCUUUCCCACUGGCUAUAGCAUCAGAAUCUUGCAAGGACAUUUCCGAGCCGCAUGAAGAAGCAUGGGAAUUGGGUUUCUCUGCUGCUCUUAACUGUGGAAUAUCUGAGAAAGCAAACGUGACUUGGUAUAAAUAUUCCAGCAAUAUUCCAAUUUCCAAAAACGUAGGUUCUAGAGUUUACCAGGAACAGACAUGGAUUUUGUUUGUCCCUUUGAGAUGGAGUGAUUCCGGGAUCUACCAAUGUGUCAUAAAUGAUACAACCAUCUGUCAUGUAAAGCUAACUGUUUUGAGUCCAAAUGAGUGCAAUACUUUUGGAAGCAGUCAAGUAAAUUUAUCAAAUGAAUAUUGGCAAACAUUACAACUUGGAAAUGAUGGUAGACUUAUAUGUUAUGUAGAUUUCCCAAGCAGCUGGAUUGUGAAUUCAACCACUUGGUAUAAGGAAUGUAGAGAGAUUAGAGGAGAGCGUUUUUCUCCUUUGAAUAAUAUUCUUGUGGUGAAUAAUGCCUCAAGAGAGGACAGAGGGAUCUAUUUCUGUAUAACCACGCUGAUCCACGCAAAGAAGUCCUACAAAGUUCAAACAAGCAUUUCUGUGAAUGUCUCAGAAGAACCUAUAGAUGAAAGAAUAUUUCCAAAAAUAAUUUAUCCAAAAAAUAAUUCAAUUGAAGUACAACCUGGUUCCUUUCUUAUUGUUGACUGCAAUAUAACAGAUGCAAAAGGGAAUACAAACCCACGAAGCUGGAAGGUCAAUGACACUCUGGUGGAUACUUACUACAAUAAAGACAGUCGUAUCAGAGAAGGGAUUGAAGUACCUGUUCGUAAUGGAAAUCAUAUUUUUUAUACAGUAAACAUAACAUUCUUUGAAGUGAAGAUGGAGGAUUACAACCAUCCUUUCACCUGUCAUGCAGGAGUAUCUGCAGCAUAUUUUAUAUUGAAAUACCCAGUUCCAGAUUUUCGAGUUUAUUUUAUUGGAGGACUUCUCGGCCUGAUGUGUGUGGUAGUGUCUGUCACAUGUGCCUACAAUGUUUUUAAGAUCGAUAUUGUACUUUGGUAUCGAAGUACCUUCAGCUCUACUAGAACCAUGGAAGAUGGGAAGCUCUAUGAUGCAUACGUCUUAUACCCAAAGACUCAAGAAAGCCGUAGUCAUGAAGUGGACACUCUGGUGCUGAAGAUUCUCCCCGAGGUGCUGGAGAGGCAAUGUGGAUACAAGCUGUUUAUAUUUGGCAGGGAUGGGAUUCCUGGGCAAGCCAGGGCCAAUGUCAUAGAUGAAAACAUUAAGCUGUGCAGGAGGCUGCUACUCAUCAUUGUUCCAGACUCGCUGAGCUUUGAGCUGUUAAAGACUGCGUCAGAAGAACAGAUCGCCAUUUACAAUGCUCUCGUCCAGGAUGGGAUGAAGGUCAUCCUCAUCGAGCUGGACAAGGUCCCAGACUACACAACUUUGCCUGAGUCUAUUCAAUAUAUCAGACGUAAGCAUGGGGCCCUUCAAUGGAGCGAGGAACUGGCACACCAGUCUCCGUGUGCAAAGAGCAAGUUCUGGAAGAAAGUGAGAUACCACAUGCCACCACAGCAAUGUUCACCCUCAACCCCUGUCCAGCUGCUGAGUCACAAAUCCUGUGACUUCAGUACGGGCCAUCAGGAAGCCAGUGCACCCCAUCUAGAGUCUGUCAUGGGAGAGGCUUGCAGUUGA